AUGUCGUCAGAUGCUCAGGUGGCGCCGAGCCGCAUGACUCUCCAGGUCGCCAAACAAAAGAAGAAAGGAGCCUCGCAGGGGUAUCAACUGCUGAAGAAAAAGAGCGAUGCUCUUUCUGCCCGUUUCCGUGGCAUGCUAAAGGAGAUUACCAAGCUGUCCAUUGGUGACACAAUAAACGAGGCACACUUCUCCAUGGCUAAGGCGUCCUGGGCCGGCGGAAAUGACCUUAGGGAGCAGCUCAUGCAGCGUAUCAAAAGACCCGCGGUGUUCGUGACUGCCGCUUAUGAUAAUGUGGCGGGGGUGCGGCUUCCAGUCUUCCAAAUAACCACCGACCCCACCGUGGACAUCCUCAAGAACAUCAACCUCUCCGCCGGCGGCCACGUGAUUCUGGCGGCGCGAGAUAAGUACCAAGAAGCCCUAGCGGAGCUGGUCAAACUGGCAUCUCUUCAGACAGCCUUUUUCACGUUGGACUCGGAGAUUAAAAUGACCAACAGACGCGUCAAUGCACUCAGCAACGUGGUGCUCCCCAAGCUUGACAAAAGUAUAAAUUACAUAACGAAGGAAUUGGACGAAAUGGAGCGAGAGGAAUUCUUCAGGCUGAAGAAAAUCCAAGAAAAGAAAAGGCUGGCAAAGGAGGCAGAGCAAAAGGCCCUGGAGGAGGCUGGAAAGGCCCUGAAAGCUUCUGGCCUACUGCCUGAAACUAUCCUGGGGGAGGACGACGACGACCUUGUUUUCUAA
Molecule: messenger RNA, 738 nt
Organism: Eimeria necatrix
Lineage: Eukaryota; Apicomplexa; Conoidasida; Eucoccidiorida; Eimeriidae
Product: vacuolar ATP synthase subunit d, putative
Exons: 9
Coding region: 1-738 (245 amino acids)
Cellular component (GO): vacuolar membrane; proton-transporting V-type ATPase complex
Molecular function (GO): proton-transporting ATPase activity, rotational mechanism
Source: RefSeq, a predicted model, not a curated record